Fraxinus pennsylvanica is the source of this 1656-nucleotide messenger RNA. Lineage: Eukaryota; Viridiplantae; Streptophyta; Magnoliopsida; Lamiales; Oleaceae. The record is from the annotation of a GenBank genome assembly.
AUGGAGCCGAGCGUUAUCGGCGCCAUAUCGGAUUGUAACACUCGAUACCCCGAGGAAAAGCUUCACGAGCCUGGAAUCGUUGCGCUGCAGGCUUAUGAUGCCGUGUGGACAGUGGGAUUAGCAAUGAACGAAGGUACCAACAGCAAUGGCCGCCAACUUUUGGAAACUAUUCUCAAAACAGAUUUCGACGGUUUAAGUGGGAAUAUCCAGUUUACGGGGCAAAAAUUAGAGCCCACAACUCAAUUUCAGAUAAUCAAUAUCAUUGGAAAGCAUUAUAGAGAACUGGGAUUCUGGACUGAGAAUCUAGGAUUCUCCCAUACUAUAGAUCAUGGAGUGUACAAUUUAUCCAUGGAGAGUUUAGGAGAUGUGAAUUGGCCAGGACUUGGAGGGCGAUCGUCUCCUCCAAGAGGAUGGGAUCUUCCGACAAUUGAAAGAUUUUCCGUGGAUGUGUUCGAUGAAACCGCAAAGCAUUUGAAGUACUCUCUAGAAUAUGAAUUCAUUCCUUUUGGAGGAACCUAUACUGAUUUGGUAAAGAAAGUUCAAUCAAAGGAAUUUGAUGUAGCAGUUGGUGACAUCGCCAUAAUAUCAAAUCGAUGUGAAUAUGUAGAAUUCACGCACUCUCAUACUGAGACAGGACUAGUAAUGGUAGUGCCAAUUCUAAGGCAUUCAAGCAGAGCUUGGCUGUUUGUGAAGCCCUUCACAAAAGCCACGUGGUUUCUCACAUUUUUCAUUAAUGUCUUCAAUGGAUUCGUCGUAUGGAUUAUUGAGAAAAAUUACUGCUCUGAACUAAGAGGACCAGUUCUGAACCAAAUAGGCACUCUACUUUGGUUGGCUUUUGCAACACUGUUCUCAUUUCACGGGGAGAAAUUACAUAGCAAUUUGUCACGUACGGCGACAGUGAUAUGGCUUUUUGUGGCUCUGAUCAUCACACAAAGCUAUACAGCCAGCUUUUCAAGCAUGCUAACAGUGCAAAAUCUUAAACCAAAAAUAGCAAAUAUUGAGACUCUAAAGACCAAUAAAGCAGUGAUUGGCUACUCGCGGAAGUCUUUCGUUAGGGGAUAUUUGGAGGGUCCUUUAGGCUUUAAAUCAAGCAACAUUAGGAAUUUCACGUCAACAGAUGAGUAUGCACGGGCUCUCAGAAGUGGUGCUAUUGCAGCAGCCUUUCUUGAAGCUCCUGUGGCUAAACUUUUUGUCGCCAAAUAUUGCAAGAGCUUCAUCAUUGCUGGUCCUACAUACCAAGUUGGAGGAUAUGGAUUUGCAUUUCCAAAGGGAUCCCUUUUACUCCCUGACAUAGAUGAAGCAUUACUGAACGUUCGUGAAAAUGGGGUGCUGAAAGAUUUGGAGCAGCGCUUAAUAGCUUCUGAGCAAUGUGUAGAUAUUCAAUCAGAUAAUGAAAGUGCAAGUCUUAGCCCUCAGAACUUUUUUGUGCUAUUUAUAAUUACAGGAGUCACAUCAUCAACAUCACUUUUAAUCUACUAUUUUCGGGCGAAAGACAGAUAUGAGAAUUCUCAAUAUAAUGGGAUUUGGAUUGCGAUAAUGGUGGUUUUGAACAAGUUGGGACAUCACAGAAACAGAAUUUCAAGAAAAGUAAGUGAUGUUGCUGAUGAAAAUCCCGAAAAUUCACCAAAUAAUUUGCAUUCUCGGCCGCAAGCCUAG